CCUUCGCGCGCCCCACGCCUCGGCACUUCACUUCGCUCAGUCUUGUGUUGGAAAAAAGAGCCUGGAACCUCAUUAGCGAUGUCUUCUGCUGCAGACGAAGGGCCGUAGCGUAGGUAGUGAGGGCUGAGAUGGGGUGUGGCACAUCCAGAGGGGUCCCGGUGCUCGAGGAGGACGGCCCCGAGGCCCACAAGGACGCUCCCUCCAGCCAGCCCGAGGGGGACGACGUCGACCUCAGCAGCGUCCGCUCGACCACGCCCGACCAGAACUCAAAGCUCGUCGAUCCGCUCUCCAACGGGCUCUCGGACACGCCCGACCAUUCAGCGCCCACCUCAGCCGGAACUAGGGGCGUGGCCUUCGAAGUGACCAAUGACGGGGAGAAUGGCGAAUCCCUAAUCAAGAGACACCCGCCCAAGAAGUUCCAGAAGCUCGAGGAUUUGCAGCAAGGACCAGCUCUCACGCAGGAGAAGUUGGAGGAGAAGCAGGCCAUUGCUGAGCGCCGUAGACAGGAGAUCCUGACUCAGCGGGUCCAGAGUGCCAAGCAACGCAGCGCCAGGAGUGCAGGCCGCAUGCGCGCUCGCAAUACUGACGCCGACGAAGUGGAGACGCUGGAUGACGGGAUUAUUGAAAGCGCCGCUAACGUCAGCUCUGAGAACGAGCUGUGAAGGGAGCAGGAGACGAGGUCCCUUGGAGAGCUGCGAAGGUCAACGGGAUCCGACACCCACAAAUAAUUAUGGAAACCGUGUCGUUGCGAUGAUGUUAUCCAGUUUUGCGAGAUUAGCUUUCUAUUAGUUUAAUUAGCGAGUAAGAAAAAGAAAAAGAAAAAAAGCAACUUGAGCUGCAUAAAUAACGAAGGCUGCCAGCAGAAGAAACAAACAUAAGAAAACAAAAUUCGAUUAUUAAAUAGGCGAUUGUCUGCUUAGCGAGAGAGUUCUAAAAGGAAAAGAUAGGAAAAGAAAACAAGGACCUUCUCGACCGACAAUCAAGAUGGUGCUUACCAGCAGAUUUCAUAAACGCUUCUUUCACACUAGGUAUCAUAGCAGUCCGACGAUCCAUUGAUCCAUCGAGUCGGAUCUUUGCACGGCGACAUCCAUGAAACACACACAAGGGCCUUUUGGUAACUGUUCCAUUCAUCUCGAAGUAUCAAUUACCAACCAUUAUAUAUACGUGUUCAACUUGCUAUUGAUCAUAUAUAAAUGUUUCUCAAAUUACGUGUACACCUUCAGUUAAAAUGGCGUUCCCUUUUUACCCCCUUUCUGUUCUUCCUGCGUGAGAAGACUUCAGCUGGCAAUUGACUUCGACUUUUCGGUCUUGAAGGGCAUUCAAGUGGAUGAAAAGGAGGUAGCAUCCAUCACACAUUUGCCAUGGGUUUCUCGGGCAUGGCGAAGCGGCGAGAGAAAAUCAAGGAAAAGUAUAGAUACAGAUGAAUUGAAUAUUUCCUCCUUUGCACCUACGCUGCAAAUAUAGGCUCUUUUUGGGCGAUAAGUCUUCAAUUGUGGAUUUGUAAUGAUCCUUAACCAUCGGAGAAGCGCAAUGAGCCAAGAGAAAAUGCGGACGAAGGGGAGAGGAGACAGAAAACGGAGCGAGUAUACAGGUAACUUCUUCAAAUAUUAGCCUCGUUCUUCAAAGGGUAAACCUUCUUCCCAGUAAAACAUACACGCAUACUUGUACUAGAUCCAAUACAUAGAAAAGAGAAAGUACAUAACAAAAACAACCAUUACCGAGAACAAGAUCACAGUUCAUGAAAAAGAAAGAAAAGAAAAGAAAAAAUCUUCCGUCGAAUUGCCUGAAUCCUGAAGUUAAGCUAAGUAACACAGUGAAGGAUAUGUUUUACCGUUUCUAACUCCUUGUACCGCCAUGAAGAAAUAAAAUAGUUACAUUUU
This is a messenger RNA of Penaeus monodon (black tiger shrimp), 1880 nucleotides long. RefSeq lists its product as uncharacterized. NCBI's taxonomy places the organism in Eukaryota, Metazoa, Arthropoda, Malacostraca, Decapoda, Penaeidae. The record is from RefSeq and is a predicted model, not a curated record.